This is a messenger RNA of Poecilia reticulata (guppy), 2585 nucleotides long. RefSeq names its product transketolase b (gene tktb). Lineage: Eukaryota; Metazoa; Chordata; Actinopteri; Cyprinodontiformes; Poeciliidae. The record is from RefSeq and is a predicted model, not a curated record. Gene Ontology annotation, molecular function: transketolase activity; thiamine pyrophosphate binding.
CCUCCGUGACAGUCGUUCCUCCUCCUUUCAGUCGUUCUAUACGCCCGGCAGCUAGCAGCGGCCUUCAAGUCCAGUAGCAGCCGUGUGCGGUGUUAAAUUACUUUAAUUAAUUCUCCAAGCAAACAAAGCGUUCCAGUUAUCCUCCUAGAGACCAUGGCUAGCUACCACAAACCCGACGAGAAGACUCUGCAGGGACUCAAAGACAUUGCUAACAAGCUAAGGAUCCACUCCAUCAAGGCAACAUGCGCUUCCAACUCUGGCCAUCCCACAUCGUGCUGCAGUGCAGCGGAGCUCAUGUCUGUGCUCUUCUUCAACGCCAUGCGCUAUAAAGCAGAUGAUCCUCGCAACCAGUGCAAUGACCGCUUUGUGCUCUCAAAGGGUCAUGCUGCCCCUGUCCUGUAUGCUGCCUGGGCAGAAGCAGGUUUCGUGAAGGAAUCUGAUCUGCUCAACCUGCGUAAGAUCGACUGUGACCUGGAGGGGCACCCCACACCUAAACUAGCAUUUGUUGAUGUGGCAACUGGAUCUCUUGGCCAAGGUCUUGGAGCUGCUUGUGGGAUGGCCUAUACUGGCAAGCAUUUUGACAAAGCCAGCUACCGUGUGUACUGCAUGCUUGGUGACGGUGAGUGUUCGGAGGGCUCCGUGUGGGAGGCCAUGGCCUUCGCUUCCUACUACAAGCUGGACAACCUGGUGGCUAUCCUGGAUGUCAACCGUCUCGGUCAGAGUGAGCCUGCACCCCUGCAACACGAAGUGGAGACCUACCGCAAACGCUGUGAAGCCUUUGGGUGGAAUACGUAUGUUGUGGAUGGGCAUGACGUGGAGGAACUGUGUAAAGCUUUCUGGCUGGCUAAGCAGGUUAAGGACAAACCCACUUGCAUUGUUGCGAAGACCUUCAAAGGAAAAGGACUCAAAAACAUUGAGGAUCUAGAGAACUGGCAUGGGAAGCCAAUCCCUAAGGACAAGGUAGAUGGCCUUCUGAAGGACUUGCAGUCUCUGAUCCAGGUCCCCAACAAGGCCCUCUGCCCAGAGCUGCCCAAUGAUGAUGCAGCACCAGCUGACCUGAGCCCCAUCUCCCUACCUACACCCCCAGCCUAUAAGAAGGGAGAUAAGAUGGCAACAAGGCAAGCCUAUGGUGUAGCCCUGGCCAGGUUGGGUCAGGGAAGCAAGAGGGUGGUUGCCCUGGAUGGAGACACCAAAAACUCCACUUUCUCAGAAUUAUUCAAGAAGGCCCACCCUGAUCGCUAUAUUGAGUGUUUCAUCGCUGAACAAAACAUGGUAGGGGUAGCCAUUGGCUGUGCUACUCGUGACCGCACAGUUGCAUUUGCCAGCACGUUUGCUGCCUUCUUCUCUAGAGCCUACGAUCAGAUUCGUAUGGGAGCGAUCUCACAGUCCAACGUCAACCUAGUAGGAUCUCACUGCGGUAUCUCCAUUGGUGAGGACGGUCCAUCUCAGAUGGCUCUUGAGGACUUGGCCAUGUUCCGCGCCAUACCGACGUGCACAGUGUUUUAUCCGAGCGAUGCCGUGUCGACGGAGAGGGCUGUUGAACUAUCUGCCAACACAAAGGGAAUCUGCUUCAUUCGUACUAGCAGACCAGCCACUGCAGUGAUCUACUCACCAGAUGAGAAGUUUGAAGUGGGUGUAGCCAAGGUUGUGCGCCAGUCUGACAGCGACGUGGUGACUGUGAUUGGAGCUGGUGUCACUCUUCAUGAAGCUCUGGCUGCUUAUGAUACGCUUAAAAGUGAAGGAAAAAACAUUUGCGUAAUCGACCCAUUUACCAUUAAACCCUUGGACGCCGCCACCAUUUUGUCCUGUGCCAGAGCCACAGGGGGGCAGAUCAUCACAGUGGAGGACCACUACAAGGAGGGUGGUCUCGGCGAAGCCGUGCUGUCUGCAGUGGGCAGGGAGCCCGGCAUCGUAGUUACCCGGCUGGCAGUGAGUGGUGUUCCCCGCAGUGGGAAGCCCCAGGAGCUCCUGGAUAUAUUUGGCAUCAGUGCCAAGCACAUCGUCACCGCUGUCCGCCAGACCUUUGCAAACUAAAGACUCCAUCUUCUGAGCUUUCAUCACAACCUGCUUCCAUCUAUCAGCCACAGCGUCCACACCAGCUAACCUCUCUACUGCCAUCUUGUGGCUUUAGAACUGCAGUUCACUAACCAUGUAUUGCAUUUUAAGAGCAGAGUGUAAUGUGUUUUGCAAAUAACCCUUUACCUUUGUUCACCUUUGUCAACCAUUCCUUUUCCCAAAUGCUUGUUGAAGAUGAAAACUACUGUAACAUUUGAUGGUACAAAUUUUGAUUGUGAAUUAACUCAGGCCACCACUUUUGUCAUCAUUCCCCUUAUUUUAUUUUUUUCCUCAACUCUGGCUUUUCACUAUGACUGCUGUUUUUGCAAUGCACUAUAUCUCUUAUGCAGUGAAAACCUUUAGCCCAGAGCUCAUAUGUUUACUUUACCGCAGAAUUAAGUCACACAAUGACAUUCCAUAGCAAUUCCUGAUCCCACAAAAUGUAACGACGCUUUUGAUGUUUGCAGAUUCUCAAGUCUCACCUGUUGUAGCUGUGAUGUGCUAAAUUAAAAGUUCAUGGUUUAACACCA